CCAGCUUGGAAAUCAAAAAAGGACUACAUGAUGUGAUUUUUGCUUUUUGGGGUUUAUGUUGUUUCAAUCCUUAUUUGUGUGCAAAAAGUGCUUCAGAACUAACACGAUACCUAGCAGUGAACUUCAAUAUGCCGACUGACGUUGAAGUAUUGAUGGAAAUGGGGUUUCCACAAAACAGAGCUGAAAAAGCCAUGGCUAAAACUGGUUAUAAAAGUGUUCAACUGGCUAUGGAUUGGUUAUUUGCUCAUAGUGAUGAUCCGGAUAUAGAUGAACCUAUGGCGCCAUCUAAAGGACAUACGCUAGGAGAAACUGCUGGGGGAGAUAAUCCAUCAUCAGAAGAAAAGUCAGAAGAUGCACCAGCUGAAGCUAAAUCUCUUAAAUGUGAUGAGUGUGGUAAGUUGAUGAAAAGUGAAUUAGAUGUACAAGCUCAUGCUGCCAGAACUCAACAUUCAAGUUUCUCCGAAUCAACAGAAGAAAUCAAACCUUUAACAGAAGAAGAGAAAAAAAUCCAAUUAGACAAGUUACAGGAAAGAUUAAAACAGAAACGAUUGGAAAAACAAGAAGAAGAAAAAAAAGAAAAAAUAGCCAGAGAAAAAGCCAGACGUACAACCGGUAAAGAUAUGACACUCAUCAAACAAAAAUUAGAAGAGGAAGAAAUAAAGAAAUUGGCUGAACAGCGAAGAAGAGAAAAAAUGGAAGAAAAAUUGGCAAGACAACGUGUAAAAGAUGAAAUAGAAAAAGAUAAAAGAGAAAGAGCUGCUAGGGCAGCCAAAUCAAGUUCUACGACAAGUUCAACAUCUCCCGUGGUUGCCACGGUAUCUUCAACACCACCAGUAACAUCAGCACCUAAAGAAUAUACUGAUUGUAGAUUACAAAUAAGAUUAACCAAUGGUCAGGCAUUAACACAGACAUUUAAAGCUAAAGAAUCGUUAGCUGCCGUUAGAUUAUAUGUCGAGAUGAAUCGAACAGAUGGCGCUGGUCCUUUUACAUUAAUGACAUCAUUUCCUAGAAAACUUUUUACAUCUGAAGAUAUGGAAAAACCCUUAGAGCUGUUAGGCCUUGUACCAUCAGCAGUUUUAAUAGUUACCAAGUCUCAAUAAUGAUGGCUUUUAUUAAUAUGUUUAUACAAUAUUUAAAAUAUAAUUGUUACAAAUGAGCUUUUAUCUUCCUAUAAUAUUCACACUGAUUAAAAUACAGAUCGUAAGUUCAACCCGGUUAAUGAAGUGCAGUGUGCUAUGAGGAAAAUUUUGCCUGGAUGGCAAUUGAAUUUCAGCUGUCAAUAUGUGCAUAGGACCUUGGUUUUCCAUUUGCUAGUCUUGACAGACUGGUAGUAAAAUUAACCAACUAGUAGAGAACUUGUCUAUCAGUCCGUUUACAUAUUAUAAAGUAAGAAUUUCAAAGAGUUUUAACCUUAAAAUUAAAUAAGAUUUAUAGUGUUCUACUGUUCAUGUGUAAAAAUGUUUCAAAAUAUUUGUAAAAAAUUGAAAUAAUGCUAAAAAUUGAUAUAUUCUCUGGAAAAAAUAUCUUGUUGAUCAGUAGUAAACAAAAUUCAUCAAAAAUUGACCAUCUGGCAAAAUGGCAAAGGGAAAUUCCUGGUUUAAACUAUUUAUAUGUAACUUUUGGUUUCUUUUCUCUGCUGCACUAUAAUUCAAUGCACAUCUUGUCUAAAGCUGGACUAAACAGACCAUUUCAUUGGCUAAUCUCAAAAAUCAAAAUGGAUUGCAGGGUGUUUAAAAAUCCCCCCUGAAUGAUAGAAAACAAAAUGAAAUAAAAGUUAAAGAUGGGAUUUAACGUCCACUCCACA
Molecule: messenger RNA, 1804 nt
Organism: Patella vulgata (common limpet)
Lineage: Eukaryota; Metazoa; Mollusca; Gastropoda; Patellidae
Product: UBX domain-containing protein 1
Exons: 11
Coding region: 129-1100 (323 amino acids)
Molecular function (GO): protein binding
Source: RefSeq, a predicted model, not a curated record